Molecule: messenger RNA, 9324 nt
Organism: Mirounga angustirostris (Northern elephant seal)
Lineage: Eukaryota; Metazoa; Chordata; Mammalia; Carnivora; Phocidae
Gene: ANKRD11
Product: ankyrin repeat domain containing 11
Exons: 12
Coding region: 750-8558 (2602 amino acids)
Biological process (GO): anatomical structure morphogenesis
Molecular function (GO): protein binding
Source: RefSeq, a predicted model, not a curated record
UGCAGCCACAGUGACCCAGGGAGGGUCUUCUUAAGGAACCAGAGGGAAGCUUUCAUGAGGUUUGUGCAUGUUGCUGAGGCGUGUUGCUGUGGCCCCACAUUCUCUGGUCUGGGAGCCAUAGAUGUCUGUCACGGCUUCAGUGAGAUCAGACCUGAUGCUGAACCGUAUCUGCCUCGUCCUGACCAGAAACACCCCUGGGGUGUGCUUGUACUUCUGCUCUGGCCGGUUGUCCGCGUGACUCUGAAAAGGCACUGUAACCCCCAGUCACUGUGUCCGUGAUGUGCGGUCACCUCUGGGCUCCAGGGUGCACACCCCGCCCCGUAGCCUGGGGGCGCUGCUGAGUGGGGACGUGGAAUCAGACAGAAGCAGCAGGUGCAGGCUCUGCCCUGUGUUGUCUGUGACCGUGACUGUGUCUGCAGUAAGAGCAAGAGCGACUCAUGCUGGCUUGUCCGUGGGGCGGCACUGCUCUUCACCCUAGAGCUGUCCCUGUGCCCCUGACGCCCUCGUGGGAGGCCGUCGACGCUGUGACGUGUGAACGGAAGCUCGGUGUCAGUGCACCUGCUGUCUCUGCUGACACCCUGGUUGGGUGGGGUACGAGGAGAUGAGUGAGCAGAGCCGUGCCCUUCAUCUGGCUGAGGAUAAAGAUAAAGUUUCUCUGACCAAGACCCCAAAGCUGGACCGCAGUGAUGGAGGGAAGGAGGUGAGGGAGCGAGCAACCAAACGGAAGCUGCCCUUCACCGUGGGGGCCAAUGGAGAGCAGAAGGACUCGGACACAGAUGCCUCCAGCUCAGUCCAUGUCGUGGUACUGCAAGGCUGGUUCGCUCCUCGAAGGGCCAUGGCAUGAAAUGGAGGUCCCUAGAAGCAAGAAGAAAGAGAAGCAGGGUCCUGAGCGGAAGAGGAUUAAGAAGGAGCCUGUCACCCGGAAGGCCGGGCUGCUGUUUGGCAUGGGGCUGUCUGGGAUCCGAGCCGGCUACCCCCUCUCCGAGCGCCAGCAGGUGGCUCUCCUCAUGCAGAUGACUGCCGAGGAGUCUGCCAAUAGCCCAGUAGACACAACACCAAAGCACCCCUCCCAGUCGACAGUGUGUCAGAAGGGGACACCUAACUCUGCCUCAAAAACCAAAGACAAAGUGAACAAGCGAAACGAGCGCGGAGAAACCCGCCUGCAUCGCGCGGCCAUCCGCGGGGACGCCCGGCGCAUCAAGGAGCUCAUCGGCGAGGGCGCGGACGUCAACGUCAAGGACUUCGCAGGCUGGACGGCGCUGCACGAGGCGUGUAACCGCGGCUACUACGACGUCGCCAAGCAGCUGCUGGCCGCGGGCGCGGAGGUGAACACCAAGGGCCUGGAUGACGACACCCCCCUGCACGACGCUGCCAACAACGGGCACUACAAGGUGGUGAAGCUGUUGUUACGGUAUGGAGGGAACCCUCAGCAAAGCAACAGAAAAGGCGAGACGCCCCUAAAGGUGGCCAACUCCCCGACCAUGGUGAAUCUCCUGUUGGGCAAGGGGACCUACACAUCCAGCGAGGAGAGCUCGACCGCAGAGAGCUCAGAGGAGGAAGACGCCCCGUCGUUCGCGCCUUCUAGCUCAGUUGAGGGCAAUAACACAGACUCUGAAUUUGAGAAGGGCCUAAAGCACAAGGCUAAGAAUCCAGAGCCCCAGAAAACUGUGACCCCUGUCAAGGACGAAUACGAGUUUGACGAGGAUGACGAGCAGGACAGAGUCCCUCCAGUGGACGACAAACACUUACUGAAAAAGGAUUACAGAAAAGAGACUAAAUCAAACAGUUUCAUUUCUAUACCCAAAAUGGAAGUGAAAAGUUACACUAAAAACAACACAAUUGCACCAAAGAAAGCGGCUCACCGAAUCUUGUCAGACACGUCGGACGAGGAGGACGUUGGUGUCACUGUGGGGACAGGAGAGAAGCUGAGACUCUCGGCACAUGCAAUAUUGCCCAGUAACAAAACACGGGAACCUUCCAGUUCCAAGCAGCAGAAGGAAAAAAAUAAAGUGAAAAAGAAGCGAAAGAAAGAAACAAAAGGCAAAGAAGUGCGAUUUGGAAAGAGGAACGACAAGUUCUGCUCAUCGGAGUCGGACAGUGAGUCCUCGGAGAGUGGCGAGGACGAUGGGGACUCGGUGGGGAGCUCCGGCUGCCUCAAGGAGUCCCCGCUGGUGCUGAAGGACCCCUCCCUGUUCAGCUCUCUGUCUGCCUCCUCCACCUCGUCCCACGGGAGCUCUGCUGCCCAGAAGCAGAACCCCAGCCACUCAGACCCGCACGCCAAGCACUGGCGGACAGACAAUUGGAAAACCAUUUCUUCUCCUGCCUGGUCAGAGGUUAGCUCUCUGUCAGACUCCACAAGGACGAGACUGACGAGCGAGUCUGAUUGCUCCUCUGAGGGCUCCAGCGUGGAGUCGCUGAAGCCCGUGAGGAAGAAGCAAGAGCACAGGAAGAGGGGCAGCCUGCAGAGCGCCCUGUCUGAGAAGAAGAGCUCUUUCCAUGCCAGCGUCGAUGGGGCCAUUCCCAAGCUGGACAAGGAGGGGAAGGUCGUCAAGAAACACAAAACGAAACACAAACACAAAAACAAGGAGAAAGGGCUGUGUUCGGUCGGUCAGGAACUCAAGCUGAAAAGCUUCACCUAUGAGUACGAGGACUCCAAGCAGAGGUCCGAGAAGGCCAUACUUCUGGACAACGAUGUAUCCAGCGAAAACAAGUUGAAGGCCUUGAAGCAUGACAGGGACCACUUCAAGAAGGACGAGAGACUUGGCAAAAUGAAGUCAGAGGACAAGGAAUGGCUCUUUAAAGAGGAGGUGGUCAAAGUUUCCAAGGAUGAAAAAUCCCUGAAGAGAAUCAAAGACAUGAGCAGGUCUUUCCGAGAAGAAAAGGACCGUUUAAAUAGAGCAGAAAAGGAGAAAUUAGUGAAAGAAAAGUCUCCUAAAGAGGAAAAACUGAGACUAUACAAAGAGGAAAGGAAGAAAAAGUCCAAAGACAGGCCCUCAAAAUUAGAGAAAAAGAAUGACUUUAAAGAGGACAGACUUUCGAAGGAGAAAGAAAAGACUUUCAAAGAAGAGAAAGAAAAACUGAAAAAAGAAAAGGUUUAUAAAGAAGACUCGUCCGCUUUUGAUGAAUACUGUAACAAGAGUCAGUUUCUGGAGAACGAAGACACCAAGUUCAGCCUUUCUGACGACCAGCAGGACAGGUGGUUUUCCGACCUGUCCGACUCGUCCUUUGAUUUCAAAGGGGACGACAGCUGGGAUUCUCCGGUGACAGACUACAGGGACGUGAAGAGUGACCCUGUGGCCAGACUGAUCCUGGAGACAGUGAAAGAGGACAGCAAGGACAAGAAGCGGGAAAACAAGGGCCGCGAGAAGCGAGACUAUGGGGACAAGCGGAACGACAGGGACGCUUUCUUCAGGAAGAAGGACAGGGACUGUCUGGACAAGAGCUGCGAGAGGAGGAAGGAGCAGAUGGAGAAGCACAAAGGCGUCCCCACCUGCCUUCCCGAGAAGGACAAAAAGAGGAGGGAGUCUGCCGAGGGCGGGCGGGACCGGAAGGACCCCCUCGAGGGCACCAAGGAGCGCAAGGACGGCAGGGCCAAGCCCGAGGAGGCGUUCCGGGAGGAGCUGAAGGAGCUGGGCGGCGAGGCCAGCUUCAAGGACAGGCCUGACUGCGACUUCGGGAAGGGCCUGGAGCCCUGGGAGAGGCUCCACCCCGCCAGAGAGAAGGAGAGGAAGGAGAAAGUGAAAUUAGAGAAAUACAAAGACAAGUCCAGUGACAAAGAUAAAAGCGAAAAACCCAUCCUUGAGAAAUGUCAGAAGGACAAGGAAUUUGACAAAUGUUUUAAAGAGAAAAAAGAUAGCAAGGAGAAACAUAAAGAUACACACAGCAAAGACAAGGAGAGGAAAGCGUCUCUCGACCAAGUUAAGGAAAAGAGGGAGAAGACUUUCCCUGGGCUUCUCUCCGAGGACUUCCCUGAGAAGAAGGACGAGAAGAAGGGAAAGGAGAAGAGCUGGUACAUCGCAGACAUCUUCACCGACGAGAGCGAGGACGAGAAAGACGAGUAUGCUGCCAGCGGGCUCAGACUCGGGGAGGCCGGGGACCCGCCCCGAGUGGACGGCCCCCCGGACCCCGACCGGCACCGGAAGCACUCUGCCGACCGGCAGCACUCAGAGAAGCAGAAAGACCGGGAGCUCCGAGAAAAGAAAAAGGAGAAGGGAGCCCUAGAAGGGGGCAAAGACAAGAAAGAGAAAGUCCUCGAGAAGCACAAAGACAAGAAGGAUAAAGACUCCGCAGAAAAGUACAAGGACAGGAAAGACCGGAUGUCCGUCGACUCCACUCAGGAAAAGAAAAACAAACAGAAGCCCCCAGAGAAGGUGGAGAGGAAGCCCCCUGCCGAGGACAAGGCCAAGAGCAGGCACCGGGACAGGCCAGACAGGGAGCACUGCCGAGACAGGAAGGCAUCGAGGAGCACGGAGGCCGAGAAGAGCCUGCUGGAGAAGCUGGAGGAGGAGGCCCUGCACGCGUACAGGGAGGACUCCAACGACAAGGCCAGCGAGGUGUCCUCGGACAGCUUCACGGACCGCGGGCAGGAGCCAGGCCUCAGCGCCCUCCUGGAGGUGUCCUUCACAGAGCCCCCCGAGGAGAAGGUCAAGGAGAAAGAGAGGCACAGACACUCUUCGUCCUCGUCCAAGAAAAGCCACGAUCGAGAGAGAAUCAAGAAAGACAAGUCCGAGAAAAGAGAGAAGAGCGAUGAUUACAAGGACUCUGGCGGCAGGAAGGACCCCGGCCAGUACGACAAAGACUUCUCGGACGCCGACGCUUAUGGGAUCCCUUACGGCACGAAAGCCGACGUGGAGGACGGGUUAGAUAAAGCCAUCGAGCUCUUCUCCACUGAGAAGAAAGAUAAGAACGAUUCUGAAAGAGAACCCUCCAAGAAAGUAGAGAAGGAGCUGAAGCCCUACGGGUCCAGCACCGCCAGCGCCCUCAAGGAGAGAAGGAGGAGGGAGAAGCACCGGGAGAAGUGGAGGGACGACAGGGACAAGCACCGUGACAGGCACGGGGACGGGCUCCUGCGGCACCACAAGGACGAGCAGAGGCCUGCGGCCAGAGACAAGGACAAUCCUCCGAACCCGCUCAGAGACAAGUCCAGGGAGGAGAGCCUGAAACUCAGCGAGACCAAACUGAAGGAGAAGUUCAAGGAGAACCCAGAGAAAGAGAAGGGUGACCCGGCAAAGGUCAGCAACGGAAACGAGAAGCUGCCGGUGUCCAGAGACGUGGGCAAGAGAGACGCGCGGCCCAGAGAGAAGCUUCUGGGCGACGGUGACCUGAUGAUGACCAGCUUCGAGCGCAUGCUGUCCCAGAAGGACCUGGAGGUCGAGGAGCGGCACAAGAGACACAAGGAGAGGAUGAAGCAGAUGGAGAAGAUGCGGCACAGGUCCGGGGACCCGAAGCUCAAGGAGAGGAUGAAGACCGCCGAGGACGCGCGCAAGAAGAGUCUGGACGCCCCUCCCAAGAAGCCGCCGGCGCUGGACCCCGCCCUGAAGGACAGGAAGCUCAAGGAGUCUGCUCCUGCUCCGCCCGCCGCCGAGAACAAGCCCCACCCGGGACCAGCUGUGGACGCGAGGGACUGGUUGGCAGGGCCGCACAUGAAAGAGGUCCUGCCCGCUUCUCCCAGGCCUGACCAGGGCCGGCCCACCGGGGUCCCCACGCCCGCAUCCGUGGUGUCGUGCCCCAGCUACGAGGAGGCCAUGCACACGCCCAGGACACCGUCCUGCAGCGCCGACGAGUACUCCGACCUCAUUUUCGACUGUGCAGACCCCCAGCCCGUGUCCAGCACGUCCGCCCGCGCCUGCUCCCCUUCCUUCUUCGACAGGUUCUCUGUAGCGGCGGGUGGGGUUUGUGAGACCGCGAGCCAGACGCCUACGAGGCCGUUGUGCACAAGCCUUUACCGCUCGGUCUCCGUUGAUAUCAGGAGGACCCCCGAGGAGGAAUUCAGCCCUGGGGACAAGCUGUUCAGACAGCAGAGCGUCCCCACCGCGUCCACUUACGACUCACCGGGGCAGCACCUGGAGGACAAGGCCCCUGGGCCCCCAGGUCCUGCCGAGAAGUUUGCCUGCUUGUCUCCGGGGUAUUAUUCCCCAGACUAUGGCAUCCCCUCCCCCAAAGCGGACGCUCUGCACUGCCCGCCUGCGGCCGCGGUCAACACCACCCCCUCCCCAGAGGGUGCCUUCCCUGGUUUACAAGCGAAGUCCCCCCCUCCACACAGAGAUGAGCUGUUGGCCCCAUCCAUGGAGGGAGCCCUUCCGCCUGACUUGGGCAUCCCCCUGGAUGCCACGGAGGACCAGCAGGCCACUGCCGCCAUCAUCCCCCCGGAGCCCAGCUACCUGGAACCACUGGACGAGGGGCCCUUCAGCACGGUCAUCACGGAGGAGCCCGUUGAGUGGGCGCACCCGGCGGCCUCGGAGCAGGGCCUCUCCUGCAGCCUGAUCGGGGGCGCCCCUGAGAACCCCGUCAGCUGGCCUGUGGGGCCGGACCUCCUGCUUAAGUCCCCACAGCGACUCCCAGAGUCCCCGCAGCAUUUCUGCCCCAGUGAGGCCGUCCACCCUGCUGCGCCGGGGCCCUUUGGGGCCACAGAGCCCCCUUACCCAGGCUCCCCUGACUCGUACCCUCUGUCGGCCACCGAGCCUGGACUUGAGGGCGCCAAAGGUGACGUGGGGGAGGCGGUCCCGGCCUCUGUCUCCGCCCCAGAGGAACCAGCCGCCUUUGCCCCUGCCUCCAGGCUGGAGCCGUUCUUCUCCAACUGCAAGCCGCUGCCGGAAGCAGCCCCCGACACGGCCCCGGAGCCUGCGUGUUUGACCACCGUGGCUCAGGUGGAGGCUCUGGGGCCCAUGGAGAGUAACUUCUUGGAAAAUGGGCAUGACCUGUCGGCCCUCGGCCAGGUGGAGCCGGUGCCCUGGCCCGACGGCUUCCCCAGCGCCGAGGACGACUUAGAUCUCGGGCCCUUUUCCUUGCCAGAUCUUCCCCCUCUUCAAGCGAAAGACGUUUCCGACGUCGAAACAGAACCUAUAGAAGAGCCUGCCCUCGUUCCUCCGGAAGAGACCCCGGCGGGGCCCCCUGUGGUCCUGAAUGGCGGGGAUGGCCCUGCCGCAGCCGCCGAGGACCAGCCCCUGCGGCCUCCUGACCAGGUGGCCCCCCGGCUUGCCGCAGAGCCUGAGCCCGAGCCCCCGGAGGAGCCCCAGCCAGAUGCCACGGUGGAAGCCGCGGUAGAAGCAGGGGCCGUGUCGGAGGGGAGGGUCCCUGAGGACUCCGACUCCAGCCUGGGGCCCGCGCCGGCACCCCCCGAGCAGCAACCGCCAGGGAGUGGAGAGGAGGCGGCCGAGGGCCAAGAUGCGCCGGCCGCAUCCCACAGCGUGCCCGACGCCCCCGUGGACGGCUCGGCCGUGGCGGACGGGGCCGGCCCACUCGACAGUGCCGGUCUCGAGGGGCCGCUGGGCAGCAUGCAGCCCGAAGUGAUGGAACCAGAACCCAAACCCGCGGCCGAAGCCCCCAAGGCCCCCAAAGUGGAGGAGAUCCCCCAGCGCAUGACCAGGAACCGGGCCCAGAUGCUGGCCAACCAGAACAAGCAGAGCUCGCCCCCCUCGGAGAAGGAGCCCGUCCCCGCACCCGCCCCCCGAGCAAAGGGCCGCUGCUGUGAGGAGGACGACCCCCAGGCCCAGCACCCACGCAAGCGCCGCUUCCAGCGCUCCAGCCAGCAGCUGCAGCAGCAGAUGAACACGUCCACACAGCAGACGCGGGAAGUGAUCCAGCAGACGCUGGCCGCCAUCGUGGACGCCAUCAAGCUGGACGACAUCGAGCCCUACCACAGCGACAGGUCCAACCCCUACUUCGAAUACUUGCAGAUCAGGAAGAAGAUCGAGGAGAAGCGCAAGAUCCUCUGCUACAUCACCCCUCAGGCACCCCAGUGCUACGCCGAGUACGUUACCUAUACGGGCUCCUACCUCCUGGACGGCAAGCCGCUCAGCAAGCUGCACAUCCCCGUGAUUGCGCCCCCUCCCUCCCUGGUGGAGCCCCUGAAGGAGUUGUUCAAGCAGCAGGAGACGGUGCGGGGCAAGCUGCGUCUGCAGCACAGCAUCGAGCGGGAAAAGCUCAUCGUCUCCUGCGAGCAGGAGAUCCUGCGGGUUCACUGCCGGGCGGCGAGGACCAUCGCGAACCAGGCGGUACCGUUCAGUGCCUGCACCAUGCUGCUGGACUCAGAGGUCUACAACAUGCCCUUGGAAAGUCAGGGGGAUGAGAACAAGUCCGUGCGCGACCGGUUCAAUGCCCGCCAGUUCAUCUCCUGGCUCCAGGACGUGGACGACAAGUAUGACCGCAUGAAGACGUGUCUCCUGAUGCGGCAGCAGCACGAGGCCGCGGCUCUCAACGCCGUGCAGAGGAUGGAGUGGCAGCUGAAGGUCCAGGAGCUGGACCCCGCCGGGCACAAGUCCUUGUGCGUCAACGAGGUGCCCUCCUUCUACGUGCCCAUGGUCGACGUCAACGACGACUUCGUGCUUCUGCCAGCCUGACGCACCUCGGCACGGCCACACAGGACACGGGCGAGGGCCACACGCGUCUGCCCAGCGCUGCCGCCACGUCCAGGCAGUGGAGGGAGACCUUGUCCCUCAGGUGGGGACACCCAGGGAGAGACCCGCACUUUGCCCCCUGGGGCAGGGCUCUGUAAUACCAGCUGCCGCGGGAGGCCGAGGAGACCUCGGGGACGCAGAUGCGGACACGGCGGCCGGGGUCUGCCCUCCAGCCGGCUGCACGGGCAUUUCAGGAGCUGCAGAACCGAGUGUAUUUUUUAAAAUUUCUUGUUCCAUUCUGAUCAACUAAAAGAAAAUUAAGGCGUCCACCCCUCAGAAACCGCGCCCUCCAGGUCUGAGGGCAGGGAGAGUGCGGACCCAGCUGCUGCCCGGCUGCCCCGGGCCUCAGUCGGGCUGGGACGCUGUGCGGGGGGAAGGGCCGGCCGCCCGCCCGCCCGCCCGCCACGGACUCGGAGCCGGGACUCGGGUUGUGUUUUUAAUGGAGUCAAAUCCACGUGGUUUGUAUAUUUUUUCCUUUAAUCUUGGGCAUUUUGUUUCUCUUUCUGAGAACAUAACUUGAAACACUACAGAGCCAAUAAUCAUAUAAAAAGUAUACCCGUAAACGCUGUACAGUUUUAUACACAUUCACAAUGUACUUUUGCUGCCUUCUAGAUAAUUUAUUUUGCAACACAUACUGCACAGUUGUAAAUAACUUCUGUACUGUAACAUCACUUCAGUUAUGUGUAAAGAAAUAAAUAAAUUAAUUAAA